ACACAGCAGCCAACAUGCCCACCAACAAUGUUGUGGACCAGCGCAUCUCCAAGUUUAAAAACAAGGGGAAAGAUUUAGCAAAACUCAGAGAGAAGCGGAUCAGUGAGUGUGUUGAGCUGCGCAAAGCUCAGAAGAAUGAGAACUUCCUUAAGAGGAGAAACAUCACACUGUCUUCUCUUCCUGAUGAGGAGGCCCUCUCACCUGAAAACGACACGGUGAGCUACAGGAUUGAGGAUAUAAUCCGAGACGUGAACAGCAAGGACCGGGAAGCCCAAACCAGAGGCUGUCAGGCAGCCAGGAAGCUGCUCUCAAAGGGCCGUGAUCCUCCCCUAAAGGAGAUCAUUGAUGCUGGUCUACUUUCUCCGUUUGUAUCUUUCCUGGCGAUGGAUGAUGAGCCGACGCUGCAGUUUGAAGCAGCCUGGGCUCUCACAAACAUCGCCUCUGGAACAUCCUGGCACACACAGCAGGUGGUGGAACAUGGAGCUGUUCCAGCUUUUAUCAACUUGUUGGCUUCACCAGUUUUGCACAUCAGUGAACAGGCAGUCUGGGCCCUGGGAAACAUUGCAGGUGAUGGAGCAGCGUAUAGAGAUAUCCUCAUCGAGUGCAAUGUUAUCCCGGCACUGCUGGCACGCAUCUGCCCAGACACACCAGUUGGCUACGUGCGGAACCUCACUUGGACGUUGUCAAACUUAUGCCGAAACAAGAACCCUUGUCCACCACUGUCUGCAGUUCAGCAGAUGCUUCCAGCUCUUAUCCAGCUGCUCCACCUUAGUGACAAAGACAUAUUGUCUGAUGCAUGCUGGGCAAUCUCUUAUCUCUCAGAUGGCAGUAAUGAUCGUAUUGAUGUAGUCGUGAAGACUGGCAUCGUCCCACGACUCGUGCAACUUAUGAACAGCAAGGAGCUCAGCAUUGUGACCCCAGCGCUUCGCUCCAUUGGAAACAUAGUGAGCGGCUCUAACCUGCACACCCAGAUGGCCAUAGACGCUGGUGCUCUUAAUGUCCUACCAAAUUUGCUGAGGCACCCAAAACCCACUGUGCAGAAGGAGGCAGCAUGGGCUUUGUCAAACAUUGCAGCAGGACCGUGUAAGCAAAUCCAGCAGCUCAUCACUUGUGGCCUGCUUCCUCCUCUUGUAGAAGUGCUCAGAAAUGGUGACUUCAAGACUCAAAAGGAAGCUGUUUGGGCAGUGACUAACUUUACCAGUGGGGGCACUGUAGAGCAGGUGGUCAAGCUGGUGCAGAGUGGAGCCUUGGAAGCCAUAAUCAACCUACUACAGGUCAAGGAUGCCAAAGUCAUCCUGGUCCUACUGGAAGCUGUCAACAACAUAUUCAUGGCUGCAGAGAAGCUUGGAGAAACCGAAAAGCUUUGUCUGUUGAUAGAAGAGCUGGGAGGACUGGAACGGCUUGAGGUGCUGCAGAACCAUCCCAAUGAGAUGGUGUACCAGGCUGCACAUGACCUCAUCCAGAAGUACUUCAACGAUGAUGAUGUUGAGGAAGUCCAGGUUGAUGCAACACAGAAUCUAUUUCAGACUUCUGAUGUAAAGAAAACCUUUGAAUUUUAAAUUCUUUUUGAUAAAUUUGAAAAAGUAAAUAAAGUUGUGCAUAUAAAC
This is a messenger RNA of Cyprinodon tularosa, 1607 nucleotides long. It is a transcript of the gene kpna7, whose product is annotated as karyopherin alpha 7 (importin alpha 8). The transcript is spliced from 12 exons. NCBI's taxonomy places the organism in Eukaryota, Metazoa, Chordata, Actinopteri, Cyprinodontiformes, Cyprinodontidae. The record is from RefSeq and is a predicted model, not a curated record. Gene Ontology annotation, biological process: NLS-bearing protein import into nucleus. Gene Ontology annotation, molecular function: protein binding; nuclear import signal receptor activity. Gene Ontology annotation, cellular component: cytoplasm; nucleus. Bases 15 to 1559 code for a protein of 514 amino acids.